AUGUCCUACUUCCGCAUCACCCUCAUCCGCUCCGCAAUUGGACUCCCGCGCCGCUCAACAGACGUCCUCAAGGCGCUUGGCUUGAAGAAGCGUAUGGCAACAGUCUUCCACAGCGUUUCGCCCUCCGUUGCGGGUCAAAUCAUGAAAGUCAAGGAACUUGUCCACGUUGAGGAGUGCCAGUACCGCCUCACGAAGCAGGAGGUGCAUCUCGAGCGCAAGCCUGAUCCUGGAUACUAUAUCGAAAAGAGCUGCGCUGAGCAGCGGGGGGAACUCAGUGGCCAGUGA
Messenger RNA from Penicillium egyptiacum, 285 nucleotides. Lineage: Eukaryota; Fungi; Ascomycota; Eurotiomycetes; Eurotiales; Aspergillaceae. The record is from the annotation of a GenBank genome assembly.